GGAGGGACCGUCCAGUGUAAGUGCUGACAGACACAGACAGGGCGAGUUGACGUGUGUACGUGCAGGGCACAAGUCUCUGUGUGUAUAUAUAGUACACUGUUAGACUCCGUGUGUGUCUUAGUUCAGAAACAGGAGAUUGUUGAAGGCUAGGUCUUCAUGACCCGUUCGUCAGGCCCGGAAAAAAAUCAUUUCCUUUGGUUGCCAACUGUUGUGUAACUGUAAGUUACUACUACAACAUCGUCCAGAGAAGUCGUCAAAUAUGUUCGCGUGGCUCCUUUGCUCCACAGAUAAGAACGUGGAAGGUUCCCGGGUCCUUUUAUCGACUACAUGGCUACUGAGAUGUCUGUUUGUUUUCCUCACACUUGAACGUGGCAGCGGCGCUGAUGGUGGCGGGCUGAACGGGAAAGCCAGCGGGCCGGCGUUCCGAGCCGGCGGGCUGUACGAGGGUUACCACCCGAGACCCGUCCUUGUUCUGGGCGGUACCGGCUUCGUCGGCGGCGCGACGGUCCGACUGCUGAUCAAGUCCGGAGAAUUCGACGUGACGGUCGUGACGAGAGGGAACUGGCCGUGGGAUUCGGCCACGCUGAUUCAGCCCUACGUCCGGCACAUCGCCUGCGACCGGACCUUCGCCUACGGACUGUCGGAGUGCCCGGCUCUGACGCUCAUCCUGAGGAACACCACGUUUGAGGCGGUUCUGGACUUCAGCACGUUUUCCGGAGAGCAGAUGAUGGAUGCCGUAUCCGUGGUGAAGAACAGAGUUUCCGGAUUUUACUUGUACGUCAGUAGCGACUCCGUGUACGACGUUUGCGACAGACGACACCUGGGGCCGACGCGGGAAGUUGACGCCGUGCGACCGAAGAACCGCACCCGUCAGGAGGAGCUGAACGCCCGGGACAGUUACGGGCACUGGAAGCUGCAGGGGGAGGAGGAGCUGGUGCGACAGCGGCAGGCGGGCGGCUUCCCUUACGUCAUCCUCCGCCUGCCUGACGUGGUGGGCCCGCGGGACUCCACGCACAGGUGGUGGAUGUACCAGCUGUGGAUCCGCUUCGCACACCUGGUGCCGCUACACCUGCCGUUCAGCGUCAGGUAUACGGACUUCAGUCUCGUACAGGUAGACGAUGUCGCCAAGGGGAUCUUGAACAUUCUCCUCUCUAACUCCUCAGUCUACGACCACGCCUUCAACCUCGCCUUUAAGGAAGCCUUCACUCUUAACUCCUUCUUAACGUCCAUGGCCAAGGAGCUCGGCGUUUCCGGUGUCAAAUUCGACCAAAGGCACACAGCAGUCCACUUCUACCCCGAGUCCCGAGCGGGGAUUCUGGACACGUCGAAAGCGGAAUCCAUGUUGGGUUGGAGGCCCACGCCUUGGGAGAAGGCGCUGCACAGAAACUGCGUGUUUUACGAGUACGUCAUGACGCAGAGAACGUUUAAGACGUGCGAGUUGAAACAUCUGGUGAAGACGUUCGCGUCGGACGUGGACAGUAGCGGUACCAAGGCGUUUUUACACAUGCUGAGGGACAUGUACGAUAUAGAGACCAGAGAACUGUUCUGGUACCAUCAGGAGUUAUGAAGUAUUGUGAACACGGACUUGAAUAGCCUGAUCAAAUCUCCCUUAUUGCAGCCCGCCAACAAUCCGCCGGCCUCCUUGACCUCGGACAGCAGAGUUUGUGUUACAGAGACCAAGAGUUUAAUAGUUGCUUUGGACAACGAUUAUUGAAAUGUUGACAAGUUCGUAGAUCGUUAGCAAAAAGCAAGUAUGGACUAGUCCAAUGGCUUCCACAUAUUUAACUUCGUGAAUAUUGUUAC
This is a messenger RNA of Branchiostoma floridae (Florida lancelet), 1803 nucleotides long. RefSeq lists its product as uncharacterized. The transcript is spliced from 3 exons. Gene Ontology annotation, biological process: beta-D-galactose catabolic process via UDP-galactose, Leloir pathway. Gene Ontology annotation, molecular function: UDP-glucose 4-epimerase activity. Bases 260 to 1567 code for a protein of 435 amino acids. Gene Ontology annotation, cellular component: cytosol. The record is from RefSeq and is a predicted model, not a curated record. NCBI's taxonomy places the organism in Eukaryota, Metazoa, Chordata, Leptocardii, Amphioxiformes, Branchiostomatidae.